Lucilia cuprina (Australian sheep blowfly) is the source of this 1398-nucleotide messenger RNA. RefSeq names its product ornithine decarboxylase antizyme (gene Oda). The record is from RefSeq and is a predicted model, not a curated record. Gene Ontology annotation, molecular function: ornithine decarboxylase inhibitor activity. Lineage: Eukaryota; Metazoa; Arthropoda; Insecta; Diptera; Calliphoridae. Gene Ontology annotation, cellular component: cytoplasm; nucleus. Gene Ontology annotation, biological process: positive regulation of protein catabolic process.
UAUUGAGUGAAAUUAUGUCAGUUUCCUAGUGAGCAUUGAGGCAAACACAAAUAUCUGAGAAAAAAGACUCUUAUAAAACUUGAAAAAGUUAAAAAAAAAGUUCUAUUAACAAAAAGUAACAAUUUAAAAAAAACCUUUUUUUAGUUAAACAUUCAUUUAUUUCUGAUUCUUUGUGUGUUUUAAAUUGCAACCAUUAAGUAUAAAAAUGCCAUCAAAUAUGAAUAAUAAACUCGACCCAAUGUUUAGUAGUAGUAGUAGAAGAGAGUUUACGGAGUCCGUUCUCGGUGCUACUUGUGCUGAGAAUAAGUUACGUACUAUUUCUACCUCUUCUUGCGCUACCAACAUGUCGACUGAGUCCUACUGUAUCUCUCUCGGCGUAGGGCCUCUGUGGUGGUCCGAUGUCCCUACCCACCACAGAACAGAUCACGAUAGGGCGUCACUCUUAACAGGUUACACUCGUAAAUCUUCGGUUGAUUCAGCUGGUGGCAGCAGCUGCUUAUUCGACAGAAGCAAUAGUGCUAGCAGCAGCAGCGGCUCUAGCAGUCCUGGCUCUUCGGCUUCGUCUGAAUGUUCUGACUCGGAUGUACAAUCCUUGUAUUCGGACGAUGAUUGUCAAGAGGUAGUCAGACAGAUCUUGCAACACGAUCAUCCCAUUCGUAUUGUUGUCAAGUUACAUGUAACUGAGAAUAAAUUUACCAAAUGGGAAUCGGUCUUGAAUCCAACCAAUAACAUCUUGUACGUAGCCAUGCCCGAAAAAUUGGCAUCGGAAAAUUCGAAGGACACUUUGAUUUCCCUGUUGGAGUUUGCUGAAGAUAAACUGGAAGUGGAUGCUGUCGUUAUGUGCGUGCGUAAAAAUCGUACUGAUCGUGUCCGUCUUUUGGAGAGCUUCUUGCUUAUGGGCUUUGAACCGUUGUCGAGAAAGGCACCCGAAGCACCACCAGCCGCUGAAAAAGAUGUCGAGAAUUUCUUCCUUAUCUAUCGUAUUGAGGAAUAAGUUGACAUAACUAAAACCUAAAAAAACUAAACGUUAAUAUUUUAUGCAAUAACCAACUAACAAUAAUCAACAUCUUAAACAUUGUUUUUAAGUUUUUUUUUAAUAAAAACAAAAUAAGAAACCUUAUAAAAUUGUUUGGAGGCCAGUAAAAUUUCUAUUAUAAAAUAACAACUCACUCCUAAAUUAACUAAAGUGUUCAAAAUUGCAUAAUCAUAUUAUAAAUUUCCUUAUGUCAACUUUCAACUCAAUAAUGGAUGAUAACAAUUUUUAUCUACCGAAGAAAUAUCGUAAUCACUGUUAAGAGCAAAUAUCGUAAAAAAAUGUCGUAUUUAAUCAGAAAUAAAAAUGAAUAAAAAAUAUUAAAAAAAAAUUUAAAAAUCUUUAAAAAAACGUAAAAAAAAAUU